AUGAGUGGAUUGGCCUCUAAGUGGGCUACAGAAGAAGAAUUAUUCAAUAAGGCAAAAGUCCAAGAUAGUGAAUCACGUAAACAUGGAACACCUAGUAAGAAGACGAUAAUUCCUAACAAAAGCGAUACGUCAAAGCCAUUAGAAAGUAAAUGGGCAAAUAUUCCAAAUGAGCCCUCUAAAGUUUCAGCUUAUAAAGAUAAUCAUAAUAAAUUCGAUGAUUCUUUCAAAUAUAACAAAUCUGGAAGAGGAAAUAAAGGAAGAAAUGAUAGGAGAUACGGGAACGAUGCCUACGGUUCGUUACCAUCACCUCCUUCUACAGCAGAAAAUGAUGCAUCCCCAAAUAAUUCAAAUAAUUCACAUGUGUCCCGAGGUGGUUCUGGUAACCCACCAAGAGGUCCUCGUGGUUAUAUGACAGCUGUAAACAAUAACCAAAGAAAACAUCCUACAGCUAAGAAAGUCGAAGAUGCCGAAGAAUCAGAAGAAGAACGAACUGUCCCGAUGUCCAAAGCUGGUGCUUCCUUUGCUGCAAGAUUGGGUGCUCCUUCGAAAACUUCAACAAAUGGUACGAUCAAUAAUAACGACAAUGACUUUGAAAGUACUGACGAAGAGGUGACUGAUGACGAUGAUGAUGAAUUUGAGGAUAUAGUAGAAAGUGAGGAUGAUGGGGAAGAAGAAGAAGAAUUACCACCUAUGACAAGUGCUGGACAGUCGCUUGCGUCUAGAUUAGGUAUGGUAUCAAUCUCCAAUACUAAGCCUGAACCACCAAAGGCUAAACAGAACUUCAAACAAACACAACUGCAUCCUAAGAAAUCAAAUAAUACUCCGAGACAACCAAAGUCUCCAAAGGGUGCUUACCAAACUCCUAAACAGAAACGAGAAGAACAAGCCAGAAGGGAACAGGAAGAAAAGGAAAGAUUGCAAAAGCAGAAAGAUGCGAAGUUGAAAGAGGAAGUUAGAGACAUGUUUAGCAAACUUACUAGUUCUUCAGCAAAUUGGGCAGAUUUAGAAGAUGAAGAUUAA
Molecule: messenger RNA, 1020 nt
Organism: Debaryomyces fabryi
Lineage: Eukaryota; Fungi; Ascomycota; Pichiomycetes; Serinales; Debaryomycetaceae
Gene: FGR50
Product: Fgr50p
Exons: 1
Coding region: 1-1020 (339 amino acids)
Source: RefSeq, a predicted model, not a curated record